This is a messenger RNA of Daldinia loculata, 600 nucleotides long. Its product is annotated as E set domain-containing protein. Gene Ontology annotation, molecular function: Rho GDP-dissociation inhibitor activity; protein binding. Gene Ontology annotation, biological process: Rho protein signal transduction. NCBI's taxonomy places the organism in Eukaryota, Fungi, Ascomycota, Sordariomycetes, Xylariales, Hypoxylaceae. The record is from RefSeq and is a predicted model, not a curated record. The transcript is spliced from 4 exons. Bases 1 to 600 code for a protein of 199 amino acids. Gene Ontology annotation, cellular component: cytoplasm; cytosol; membrane.
AUGGCAUCUCAAGACGAAAAUGAUCACCUACCCGAGGAGACUCAGGGCUACAAGCUCUCUCAGCCCAAACAGAGCUUGGCCGAAUAUCAGAAUAUGGAUGCCAACGACGAAUCUCUCCAGCGCUACAAGCAAUCCCUCGGUCUAAGCGGCGGAAAGGAUCUAUCCGAUCCGAACGACCCUCGAGUUUGCAUUAUUCACUCUCUAGCUAUGGAGUCGUCCGGCCGUGCUCCCGUCGUUAUCGACCUGUCUGCUCCCGGUAGCGAGAGCACCCUCAAGGACAACCCCUUCAAGAUUAAGGAGGGCAGCAAAUUCACCAUGGUCGCCACCUUCAAAGUCCAGCACGAAAUUCUCAGCGGUCUCCAGUACGUCCAGGUCGUCAAGCGCAAGGGUAUCAAAGUCAGCAAGGAUUCCGAGAUGCUGGGAAGCUAUGCUCCGAACACAGAUAAGCAGCCCCUGUACAGCAAGCGUUUCCAAGAGGAAGAAGCUCCUUCCGGGAUGCUUGCCCGAGGCCACUACAACGCCACUUCCAGCUUCGUCGACGACGACAAGAAGACUCACCUACAGUUCGAAUGGAGCUUCGACAUCAGCAAGGACUGGUAG